GUCGGCUGCGGAGCCUGUGUGUCCGACAGACCCGGAGUUGCACUGAAAGACACUGCGCCGAACAGUCCGGCUUACAUGAGCGUUGUUGCGGAAUUAGUCUGACAUGACAACACAGCUGAGCAAAAGAUCUGGAACCAAAUCUCUGAAAUAGGUCUCGGAUGUUAUCCUUCCCUCUGAGCCGUGGUCAACAUCCCAUCUAGCCAGGUUUGACGACGAGGCUGCACAACUUGGCUUGGGAGUACUGACAAUCUUGACGCCACACCUGUGAGAUCUGGAGAGAGGACAGAGAUUUUGUAUUCAGCUUGACUCAUCAUCUUGUUCCCACACCACCUAACUUGACAGACGGAGAAACCUCAUCCCUUGUCCACCUUCCACUGCUGCUAGCUAGCACCAGCAUGGCAGACAGUCGGCAGCCAGAAGACGGUGCCCCCCAAUGGGACCCAUCAGGGGGGCAGGAGCCCACCGGAGCCAAUGGCUUCUCUUCUUCUACCUUCAGGACCUGUCAGCCUGGUGCGACCCACACACCUUACCCCACCAGGGAGAACGGCUUCAAUGGGGAACUAACUGGUGCUCACGCUGUAACUGCAGAGCAAGUGUCAGCACGGAUCGUGCAGGAAGUGACAGCAGAGGCAGUGGCAGUAUUAAAGGGAGAGCAGGAGACUCAAAGGCUGCCGUCAGUUGAAGACACCACAAAUUUGCCUCCCUCUCCUCCCCCCUCGCCUGCGGCAGAACACUUUGGUCCUCUGGAACAAGAUGUAGGGGAUGAGGAGGAGGCGGGGCCUCUCCGCCGCUUCCAAAAUUCGCGGGAGAGGUGCAAGUUCCUCGCCCCCUCCAUCUCAGUUUCCGUGCCUGAGGACGACCCCUACCACUCCGACGAGGAGUACUAUGAUCACCCAUUGUUCAGCCCAGAGUGGACGCACUCGGGCUCACGCCCCACAGGGCAGGCCGUGGCCUUUAGACAGAUUGAAGAAGAGACCAUGGAAGCUCUUACAGCUGAAUACGAGGAGGUGGAAGAGGAGGAGGAUGAGGAGGAGGAGGAGGAGAGUGCAGAGGCAGCAGAGUCCGAGACAGCUCUUGAUGAGCAGCAGUGGAGCGGGGAAGAGCCCGAGCUGGACAGCCCCCAAGCUGAGCCCUUAGAGCAGGCAGAGUCCAUAAGUGAGGCCCAGGAUAUAGACCUGGAGCCGGCAGAAGCAGCUAUUGUUGCUGCAGAAAUCUCUAUGGAGGAGGAAGCAGAGGUUGAGGAGAGCCCUGACACAGCUUUGAAGAUGGACAAAGAGGGCAGCGAGAAGAGUGGUUCCAUGAGCCCAGACAGCAUCGGAUCAGAGAAACGUCCAGAUGAGUUAUUUGAGCCCCAGGUCCAAGGGUUCUUUGCCGGUGAACGAGUUGUACCAGAGAGCCCCACCAUGGAUAUGCCAUCCUUUGUACCUCCGAAUGUACAAAACCAAGCCAAAGAAUCUGCAAGAUCACUAACACUUCAGCCUACAUAUGGUGAGCCGAUCACAGUGUCAGAGAAACAGCCAUCAGUGGAGGUGGUAGAGUUCAGUAGCCUUGGUUCUCCCUCUGCUUUCUCUUUAGUGGGAGACAAAGUUCAAGGAGCAGACCAGACGAGAGACGAAAGAGACCGAUCUGGCAUGUCAGCUUAUUUUGAAACAUCAGCAAUGGAGGUUGAUGAGGCUCCACAGAGUAAGGGCGAGGGCUACUAUGAACUGAGCAGAGCUGGUGAGGAGAAAGGUGAUUCCAAGCCUCAUGAAAUCAGCUACCACACACUAGCUGAAGACCAGAAUAAACCAGAAACUAAAAGUACAGAAGACAGUAGAGUGUUUACUGUUCCUGAUAGGAGCAGUGAUUGCAGGCUUUCUCCUGGUAAACUGGCCUUGGAGCAGAGGAGUUACUCAUUGAAUAUCACCAUUGGAACAAUGGAUCAAGGUGGCCAAGGCAAACUUAGAAAUUUCUCCCCACUAGCCACGGAUAUCAUGUCCUACACUAGUGGAAGUCUCGAUGAGUCAGCAGACUACCUUCCAGUCACUACACCAUCAGUGGAAAAGCCUCCAUCCUUCCCCCCAUUGAUCUUGGAGACUGCUGCUUCCGUCACUUCAGAUUCAUCAUCUCCUCCAAGGACCACAGAACCCGUUUCAAAACCCAGCCCUGAACCAGGGUCACCAGAAUCACCGCAGCCCCUUCAAGGUGCCUAUAAAAAUGGCACUGUGAUGGCACAAGACUUGCCUGAAAUGCUUGACCUUGCUGGUACCCGUUCUAGACUAGCAUCAGAAAAUACUGAACCAGAUAUCUCACGAAGAAAGUCAAUUCAAGCUGAGGCUCUUGCUUUUACUGAUGACCCACUGGCUGGCUUUGUUUCUGGGGAACAUAGUCCUGGGACCAGAAAGAGUGAUAGCCAGCUGGAAGAGAUGGGCUACUGUGUCUUCAGCGAAUAUUCGGGGCCAAUGCCGUCACCUGCAGAUGUGUUCAGCCCUACAGACACUUCUUCACAAGUCUUCACCCAUUCUAUCCUGCAGGAGAAAGUGGCUGAGCAGGCAAGGAAAAUGGCAGUCAGAGACUCAUCUGUGGAGGACAAUGUUCAGCCAUCAGGCGACGCAAACAUCAGUGAAGAGAAAGGUCAGAUGCAAGUAGAGAGAAAAGAUUCUGCUGAUGAACAGGCCACAAAGGUUGAUGAUUAUCAGCUAAAUAAACCUGAAAGUGAGACCCUAGCUAUUCAGCUCAGUGAGGCUUUCAUAACUCCAACAGUUACAGUGACACUAGAAGAAGGUGGGAGAUCAAUGAGUGACAUUGAAAGGCAAGCCAGUGGUGAAGGCUCAGCAUCAGAAACUGAGAUUGCUGAUUAUGAGAGGCAAAUCCGCAAAUUGGAGAUGGAGGACAGGCCACUCAGUAUGGAGGAGGAGAGAGAACUCCGGGAGCUUCGGGAGAAGGUGAAGUUAGUCCACCAGGAGGCUUAUGAGGAAGUGGAUGCCGAAGAUGUGUAUCAGCUGACUGGUGUGGCUAAGGACAGAAUUGCAAGGCCUGUCAAAACAUCACCUGCUUCAUCUGUUGAGAGCAAUAUUGAUGAUGACAAGUUGCUCUCUCCAGUGCUCUCACCUUCCAAGCUUAAACAAAGAGAAGUGUAUGGUUCCCCGAAAAGAACACCUUCACCAGUGUUGGGAAUAAACAAAGAGGAAAAAGAGAAAGAGGUUUCAGAAAAAACUAAUAUCGAAGAAAAAGAAGCAGCAGAGAAGAAAAUAAAAGAAGAGGCAGAGAGGAAAAUUAGGGAAGAGGCCGAAAAGAAAAUGGAGGAGAAGGAAAAGAUAGAGAAGGAACUAAAAGAGAAGGAGGAGAAAGAAAAGAUAGAGAAGGAAGAAAGAGAGAAAGUGGCUGAGAUGCAGAAAGGGGUUGCGGGAAUGCCUGAGGGAGAAUCAAGACAACCAGAGGAAAAUGAAACCACUCAGUCCAUGGAGAAAGAGGCUGAAAAACUUGCGGAGGCUGAAACAGAGCAAGGGAAAGUUGAGACAGAAAUGUUAGAGAAAGCUGGAGCAGGGGCAGCUGUCGAAAAGGAGAUGCCAGAGACUCACGCUGCCAUCGAGUCUGUGGUUACAGUUGAAGAUGAUUUUAUUACUGUGGUUCAGACCAUCGAUGAAGCAGAAGAACCGGGACACAGCGUUCGUUUCUCUGCUCCACCUGAGGCACCGGCCACUUGUGUUGCUGGCCAGAAAGAAGUAGAAGAGGAGGAGGAGGAGGAGGAGUCUGUCGAGUUUGCCCAAGAAGCGGACAUAGAAGCUGCCAGUCUAGAAGAGAUUGGUGAUGUUCCUGAGACCCCUGCUUCCCCUGAGAAGGAGGGUCAUCCCGCGGAAACAGAAGGACCAACAGAAAGCUACGAUAGAGAUGAAACCACAAUGGACGACUCCAUCUUGGACAGCUCCUGGGUUGACACACAAGAUGAUGACAGGAGCAUGGCAACGGAGCAUAUUGAGCCAUUGCCCCAGAUGUCCAGCCCAGUCAAAAAGCCGGCUGUGGUCCAGGGCAAGCAGAGCCACCAGAAGAAGACAGAAAAAAUGGAAAAGACAGUCAAACAAAGGGCCAAGGGAGGGCGGCCAAAAGGCAGAAUCUCCACACCAGAACGCAAACCUGUUCGUAAAGAACCUGUCUACAUCCCAAGAGAGGAAGUCAGGAAGAAAAAAGCUGUGAUAAAGAAGACUGAGCUUACCAAGAAAAUAGAGACUCAGACUCAAUCCCCAUCCAAGAGGAGUGCGAUGAAACCAUCCGUCCGCCAUACCCGACCCACCCAGCACCACUCCUGCCCUAGACGGAGAACCACAGAGGUGCUACCAGACAGUCGCCAGCCCCUUAGUGUUGCCAGGCAGUCUCGCGAAAGAGCAUCGGACGGUGGAUCAUGGAGCCCUGACAAGAGAUCUUCUCUAACGCGGCAUGCUUCCAUUCUGAGUCGUCGUGGUUACCAUGAACAUGAGGAGAGUUCAACCUCCAUCACAAGUUCUGGUUCAACAGCACCUCGAAGACCAACAUCGUUUCGUGCAGAGAUGAGGGCAGAGCACAGGACAGGACGAGCCGCUAGUAUGACAGAAUCAGUGCGAUCCCGUUCCGCUCGCAGUGGCCACUCCACCCCCCGCACCCCUGGCUCGGCAGCCAUCACCCCGGGAACCCCUCCCAGCUACUCAUCAUCCUCAAGGACUCCUGGAACCCCUCGCUCCCUCAGCUUGAUGUCCCAAGAGAGAAAGGUGGCCGUGGUCCGCACGCCACCCAAGUCGCCUGCAACAACGCCCAAGCAGCUUCGAAUUAUCAACCAGCCGCUGCCUGACUUUAAGAACAUCAAGUCAAAGAUCGGCUCCACAGAGAAUAUCAAGUACCAGCCUAAAGGAGGACAGGUGCAGAUUCAGAACAAGAAGAUUGACUUGAGCCAUGUGACCUCCAAGUGUGGCUCUCUGGACAACAUCAAUCAUCGGCCAGGGGGCGGUAACGUUCGUAUCGAGAGUGUGAAGCUGGACUUUAAAGACAAAGCCCAAGCCAAGGUGGGUUCCCUGGAUAAUGCUCAUCACAUGCCUGCUGGAGGCCGUGUCAUGAUCGAGAGCCACAGGUUGUUGUUUCGUGACCACGCCAAGGCACGAGUGGACCACGGUGCCGACGUCAGUCAGUCCCCCGGUAGGUCCGGCUCCAUGUCGCCCCAGCGCCACAGAGAUAGCCAUCUAUCAUCCUCCGGCAGUCUCAACAUGAUGGAUUCACUGCAGCUAGCAACCCUGGCCGAGGAUGUCUCCGCUGCUCUGGCCAAGCAGGGUUUGUGAACACUGGAUCUCUGGAUUCUAGUCUGCAUCGUGGACCUCCUCACCCUGAUCCAUUUGAACUCUCCUGAACCACUCCUGCCACCCUGAGGCCAUCCUCAGCUAAACCACAGCCUCUAAACACUCUCACUACAAGUUUCAUCAUUUUUAGUAGAGACUGAAAUUAGGAGCUACUGUACUUUGGUCCUCUUCAUUUCCUAUUUUAAAUCCAAAUAUGUGCUUUUACUGAUUUGUUCCGUUGGCCUCUCUCUUUAUGAAUUAUGUUGCAUAGAACAGUUCAGUCUGACCACUGGUCCCAGAUAACUUGUUACAUACAAAGUGGGAUCAGGCAUUGGCUUGACUGGUCCUGGAUCAGUAUUUAGAAGACGCUACAGCCUUUUUUUUCUUCUACUUUUAACAAGGAGUAAUGCGACCAGCACACCAUGCAGCACGUAUUGUUCCUGCUCAGUGCAUGGACGCCAAACCCCCUAAUGAACCAAGCAUCCUUACUGCAAGUCAUUCUUAUCACCCAAUAUUUAAUAUAUUUAACUAAUAUAUAUAGAAAUAUAUAUAUAUAGAAAUAUGUACAAAAAAUACAAGUACUUUGCCAUCUACAUGUCCUGAAACAUUUUAAAAGGAAGUGACAAUAUGGCUAUCAAAUAAACUUGUAAAAUUGCAUUACUGCAAGACCUAGGUAAUGUUAUAACAAGCAUGUAUUGAUUCUAAUCUUAAAAGAGGCUAUUUUGUAACCUAAGAAAGGAUUUUAGUAAGUUAUUUCCUCAACCAUUGGUUUAAGAUACAAAAAAAAAAGUUCAUGUUUUGUAGUUAUUAGUUGUUUACAGUGUUAUGCUUGGUGACAAUGUCAGACAGCUGAAUUGGUGUUGCUAAGGAAUGUAUCUCAGUCCUGUUGAAGAUUAUCAUACACUUGUACCCGGUCAGUAGUUCAAAAUAGACGCAAAGUUAAAACCAAGAGAUCAUUCCACACACCUCUGUCUAAUAAGGAAACAAAAAGUAUCUUGUCUUUACAGCUACAGAUGUUCAGCUCACAUGAACAGUGCGGUGGACACUCCUCUGAAAACACAGGCCGACGUUGCACUCAUCAGGACUGUCUGGUGUCUGGACUGAGGAAGACUCUGCAACACGGGACCUGAGAUUUAGCAGAAGACAAAAACUACUCUGAAAUCUGUUUGUGUGUGCGCGUUUGAUGCAGAUCCAAUGCCGUUUUAUGACGUAUGCUUCCGUACCUGGAUGUUUUGUUGCAAUGUGUGGGAGAAGAAAGUGGAGAAAAAAAAAAUAUUUUGAAAACUCAUCAUAAAGACAUUCAUGAAGAAAAACAAAAAUGGCCGAGGGAACUCGGAUCCUGUUUCAUCUCUUAGGAUAAAAAAAAGUGUUUGGGUGAUCUAGUUACUUUUUCAGACAUCAUUUGUGGUAUAUCCUGCCUAAUUAAUGCCCUCACCUGAGAUUGUUUGCUUCUGUGUUUUUCUGCAUACCCCAUCUCCGUGUGCCCCCUUCCUGCCUCCUGCUCUACCCUUCAGCAACUGUAAAUGUAUUUAAAAGGUCAAGUAGAUGUAAGCAGUUUUUCUCUUGUUGAUAUGACAACAGUUACAAUAAGUAAUGACAAUAAAAAGGACAAAGAGUGA
Molecule: messenger RNA, 6898 nt
Organism: Labrus bergylta (ballan wrasse)
Lineage: Eukaryota; Metazoa; Chordata; Actinopteri; Labriformes; Labridae
Source: RefSeq, a predicted model, not a curated record